Molecule: messenger RNA, 4077 nt
Organism: Acanthochromis polyacanthus (spiny chromis)
Lineage: Eukaryota; Metazoa; Chordata; Actinopteri; Pomacentridae
Gene: mmp23bb
Product: matrix metallopeptidase 23bb
Exons: 8
Coding region: 51-1136 (361 amino acids)
Biological process (GO): extracellular matrix organization; proteolysis; collagen catabolic process
Cellular component (GO): extracellular matrix
Molecular function (GO): zinc ion binding; metalloendopeptidase activity
Source: RefSeq, a predicted model, not a curated record
UGAUUGAUGACUGAUUGAUUGGCGGGUCAUGGUUCGGUUCUGAUCUCAUCAUGGACCUCCAGCUGCUCCUGCUGCUGCUGCUGAUGAUGGUGAUGAAGAGGAGCGGAGCCGCCGUGAGGCCGCAGACGCCUGACAGCAGCAGAGAGACGUUGGCUCAUGGAGGAAUUAGAAACAAACGCUACGCCAUCAACCCUCUGGGACACAAGUGGACUCAUCACAACAUCACAUACAGGAUCACCAAGUUUCCCAAUACUCUGAACGUGGAGGACACCAGGAAGGCCAUCAGCAUCGCCUUCACCAAGUGGAGUGACGUGUCGCCGCUGACCUUUACCGAGGUCACCGACGUCAACGCCACGGCUGACAUCACCAUCGGUUUCUACACCUUCAACCAUACCGACUGCUGGUGGUCUCCUCUCCACCCAUGUUUCGAUGGAUUGAAUGGUGAGCUUGCUCAUGCCUUCCUGCCACCACGAGGAGAAAUCCACUUCGACAACCACGAGUUCUGGAUCCUCGGCAAGUCCAGGUUCAGCUGGAAGCAAGGCGUUUGGCUGAACGACCUGGUCCAGGUGGCGGCUCAUGAGAUCGGUCACGCUCUGGGUCUGUGGCACUCCAGAGACCCUCAGGCUCUGAUGCAUCCCAACGCCACCUACACUGGACAGAGGAACAUCGCCCAGGACGACGUCUGGGGCAUCCAGAGGCUCUAUGGUUGUCUGGAUAAGAAGAGGGUCUGUGAUCCGUGGGCUCGACUCGGUUUCUGUGAACGGAGGAAGACCUUCAUGAAGAAGAACUGUCCUCAGCGCUGUGACCUCUGCUAUGAGCCUAUGGAUCCUGUUGCCACGCCGACGCCGCCUCCAGCCAACGUGAAGAUCAAGAUGGUUCCCCGAGGGAAGGUGGUGGGUUUCCGCUGUGGAACCAAAAACCCUCGAUCGCCUCCAAAAGUCAGCUGGUACAAAGAUGGCGAGCAGAUCCUCACCUCCAUCCCCGGCUACAUCGUCAUGAAGGACCGAGACCUCCGCAUCGUCGCCAAUGAGUUCAACGAGGGCGUCUACACCUGUCGCAUCCAUCGCCGUGGUGACAUCGUAUCCGCCAACUCAUGGGCGAUCCGGCUGAAACCAGAACCGCCGUCCAACAGCUGAGGACGUCUACAGGGAGACGGACAAACGGCCAAUGAGGUGAUGACGGGAAGGUUUGUGGAACUCGCAGCGGUCAGAUCUGUGAAUUAGCAGGAGGUCAAAUGGUUAUGGCUGCAUCUUCAACAUGUUUGGACCUUUUUCCAGGUUUUCUGAUGCUUUGUUGGCAGACCUGUGAAUCAGUUUUGUUACAGAACAGACUGUAAAUCUGUAGCAGCUCUGUGGUUCUGACAGGACUUCAUGUCACAAACUCAUAAUGCUGUAAUAUGUCUUUCAUUGUUUAUUUCUGUUCCACCUGAGCUGCUGCUAGUGGUUCAUGUUUACAUCUCUAGGUUCUGUUACUGUGGCCAAAAAACCUAAAAACAGCGGCUCUGUGAAAAUGUUGAAGUUCUACAAAUUCAGACAGACACACUUUUCAUGUUGUACCCUGCAGAGAUGGUGAUUGUUGUUACAGCUCUGAAAGUUAACUUUAGCUAAUAACUUUUGGUUGUUACCUUUGGCUUGCUAACUUUAGCUGGUUAACUUUUUUUGCUUGCUGUAGUCAGCUAAUUCUGGCCUGCUAAAUUUUACUAGCUACCACUGGUUUACUUGCUGUAGUACACAAAUUCUGGCUCCCUAACUCUAGCUACCUAACUUUUGCUUGCUUGCUGUAGUUGGCUAACUUUGGCCCACUAACUUAAGGUUGUAUUAGCUCUCCUAGACUCAAUAGGACAGACAUUUUUUUUAUGUUGUAGCUUGAAGAAAAAUGUAUUAUUAUUACAGCCAUAACAUCUAACAUUAGUCUGUCUAACUAUGGCUUGCUAGCUUUCCCUGGCUAAUUUUGGCUUCAUAAGUUUGGCUUGCUAAGGUUGGCUUAUUGAAUUUGACUCUCUAGCUUUAGCUAGUUAACUUUAGCUGGCUCACCUUGGCUUGUUCAUUUUGGCUUGCACACUGGAAAAAUUUAUCAAGGUGACUUUGGCUAGCUGAAUUUAGUUUGUGAAAGUUAGCUGGCCAACUUUGGUUGGCUAUCUUGAGCUGGCAAACUUUGGCUGCUAUCUUUAGCCAGCUAACCUUGGUUGGCUUACUUUAGCUUCCACAGUUUAGCUGGUUAAUGUUGACGCAUUAAAUUUAGCUGACUAUUUUUAACUGACUAACUUUAGCUUGCUCAUUUUAUCUCCCUGACUUUAGCUUAUUUCCUAUUACUGGCUAACUUAAGCUCAAUUACUUUAGCUAGAUCAAUAGAUCACUUAGCAGCAACAGUAAUUUGACUCCCCUGUCCUCUUUGACCUUCAACUGUUCUGAUUCCUAGCAAUACUCAACUUUGACUUGUGUCCUCUGUAGUAACCAUAGUGAUGCAGCCAUUUUGGAGUGGUGGUCAUAAGUGGUUCUGCAGGUGAUGUGAUGGUACAAAGCUGACUUUUUUUUUAUCUGAAUAUGUAAAUUAUUAUUCCUAUACUACACAACAGUACUGAGUACACCCCUGUGCAAAUGAUUCUAAAUUGUAUCACCUUGCAGUAAUCAGACUACUUCUAAGUUGAAUAGUAGGGUUUAUCAAGUAGCACAUACAUUUGAUAUAUACACAGGCAUGCUGUCCUCAGUAGAUGUCAUCUCCCCAACACCUUUUGCACUCACCAUACCAUCACACUAACACCUCCGUUCUUCACUGUCAGGACUCACUGUGGUGGUCCUGGUCAGGUUCACACCAAACUUGAACAGAAUUUCAUCUUGAAAUUUUGUGCCAAAGAGCAAACAAAAUUUUUGUUCUUGUCCUCCAUCCAUAGAGGUUGAUGUUCUCAACUGUCUGAGCUUCGCAGAAACUCUGAUUUCUAUUGAUAAUCCCUUUAGUCUGAAGCAGCUGCUGAUUGUUGUUUUCAAAGCUAGAUUGUGAAAUAGUUCAGUGUCUGUGGAGUCAUUUUAGGAGCAUGACAGCCAUGAUUAGUGAUACUAUGGCUCCUUCUAUACCUCCUGAUUGCUGCUGACACUGUGAUUCACUGAUUUCUCAUUGAUCUUUCUGGAUCCUUUUCUAUCUUUUUUUACAUAAAAUUUUUUAGUUCAAUUCAGCAGUUAUUUUUCAUGUGCAACCAAGAUGUAGACAUUCAGAUCGCUACUACCCAUAGAUCCAAAACUGAGAAAUGUCCAGUGUUUACUGUUCAUUUUAUUUCCAUAUUCAUGUAGUUAGAUUGAUUGGAAUGAAGAGGUUGAGUUAGUUUAGUUUCACAGAUGCAUUUGUCUUUGUUGCACUGAGUUUCUACUUUGGUUUUUGUGUAUUCAAAUACUAUCUUCAUGAAGUAUUCGUUUUUUACUGUUUAUGAGAUGACCCACACUACUGGUCACCUUAGAAAUACUGCGGUUAUUCAGAGGUGCUACAAUUACAGUCAUUUGACCUGUGAGGUGUUUAUCUAACUACCGUUUGUGACAUUUUCUUUCCUCUUAGUUGACUUGUUCUCUUUUCAUACACAUUUAGGUUUUUGUUUCUUUUUCGCUGUGUAGUUUAGGAAGAUAUUUUUGGUUUUCUGCUGAUGAAAACAACAAUCUGUGGAUCAGAAUUUUUGUCAUCUUCAUGUUUCGAGGACGAACUCUAUGAACCUAAAACCACAGGAGCUUGUGUGAGCGGUUUUCAUUGAGGUGAACGAGGGACCGGGUCUCCUAUUACAUCUGAGCUAAUAACAGAUUGAUAACAGAUCUCUGCGCCGGACAUCUGAACACAAAAAGACUUCAGCUUCUUGUGACACGAAUCAGCCACUUCCUGUUUACACAAGGACAGAUAUAUAUCCGUUACAGGCAUGUUUUACCUCACUGUGGUGGAAUAUAACGGGUUUACUUGGUCGGUUUAACCCGAUUUCAAGGAAAUCUGCCUAAGAAAAUGUGAAACAUUGCAUUUCCAUCCUCUGCUACAUUUAAAGGAGUUGGUAACAGUUUAAAAGUUUUGUUUUUUGAAAAUAUGUCUGUAAAGAUGCUCAGUAAUUGA